Oryzias latipes (Japanese medaka) is the source of this 1979-nucleotide messenger RNA. Its product is annotated as 6-phosphofructo-2-kinase/fructose-2,6-bisphosphatase. The record is from RefSeq and is a predicted model, not a curated record. Gene Ontology annotation, cellular component: cytosol; 6-phosphofructo-2-kinase/fructose-2,6-biphosphatase complex. NCBI's taxonomy places the organism in Eukaryota, Metazoa, Chordata, Actinopteri, Beloniformes, Adrianichthyidae. Gene Ontology annotation, molecular function: 6-phosphofructo-2-kinase activity; fructose-2,6-bisphosphate 2-phosphatase activity; ATP binding. Gene Ontology annotation, biological process: fructose metabolic process; fructose 2,6-bisphosphate metabolic process.
ACUGUAUAAAACAAGGUGAUGGACAGAGAAGCAGCAUCACAAGCUGAAGAAAUGUCAAAAAGCCAGGCAACACUGACUCAGAACCCUCUGGAGAAGACCUGGGUGCCAUGGAUGAAAAGCAGACUGAACAAACGCAGAGGCUCUUCAGUGCCCCAGUUCACCAAUUCCCCAACUCUGAUAGUGAUGGUGGGGCUGCCUGCACGCGGAAAAACGUACAUCUCCAAGAAGCUCACCAGAUACUUGAACUGGAUUGGUGUUUCGACUAAAGCUUUCAAUGUUGGAGAAUACAGAAGAGAGGCUACGUGCUCCUACAACAGCUAUGAAUUCUUUAGCCCUGACAACACAGAGGCAAUGGAGAUACGCAAGACAUGUGUUGCUGCUGCUUUAAAAGAUGUGUUUACCUAUCUCACAAGGUACCAGGGUCAGGUUGCGGUGUUUGAUGCCACCAACACCACUCCAGAGCGCAGACAGGUCAUCCUCAGCUUUGCCAAGGACAACGGUUACAAGGUUUUCUUUGUGGAGUCGAUCUGUGAUGAUCCAGAAAUUAUUGCUGAAAAUAUUAAACAAGUAAAGCUGACAAGUCCAGAUUACACUGACUGUGACAAAGAGGAGGCUUUAGUUGACUUUCUAAAGAGGAUUGAAUGCUAUCAGCAGACCUACAUUCCCCUAGAUGACGACACAGACAGGAACUUGUCGUACAUCAAAAUCUUCAAUGUGGGCAGCAGAUACCUGGUGAACAAGGUCCAGGACCACAUCCAAAGCAGGAUUGUGUACUAUCUCAUGAACAUCCACGUCACCCCCAGAUCUAUCUACCUGUGUCGUCACGGGGAAAGUGAACUCAACCUCUUAGGCCGCAUUGGAGGAGACCCCGGGCUUUCCCAUCGCGGGACGAAGUUUGCCACUGCUCUGGGUGACUACAUGCGUGACCAAAGCAUCAGCGACCUUAAGGUGUGGACAAGCCACAUGAAGAGGACCAUCCAGACGGCAGAGUUUCUGGGAGUGCAGUAUGAACAGUGGAAGGCCCUGAAUGAAAUAGAUGCUGGGGUUUGUGAGGAGAUGACGUAUGAGGAGAUUCAAGAGCAUUUCCCUGAGGAGUUCGCCCUGAGGGACCAAGACAAAUAUCGAUACCGCUAUCCUAAAGGAGAGUCGUACGAGGACCUCGUCCACCGCCUGGAGCCAGUCAUCAUGGAGCUGGAAAGGCAGGAAAAUGUUUUGGUCAUCUGUCAUCAAGCGGUGAUGAGAUGUCUGCUGGCAUACUUCCUGAACAAAAGUGAUGAUGAGCUGCCAUACCUGAAGUGUCCUCUCCACACGGUGCUAAAGCUGACCCCCAUCGCCUACGGGUGCAAAGUGGAAUCGGUCUUCCUCAACAUUGAAGCUGUCAACACUCACAGGGACCGGCCAGAGAAUGUGGACGUGGACAGAGACCCAGAGGAGGCCCUGGAGACGGUUCCAGACCACAUGUAGAGGACGCAGCUCUGCCACUCUGCUUCCCAGGAGUUUUACAUUCAAGCCGUUUCCUUUCAUCUUAAUGCUGUCAGAAAUACUUACCCAGUGGAAUUUAACCAUUAUGGGCAUUUUAUGAUUUCUGCUGAGAAGUUCUUUUCUGGUCCUAAAAAUCGCAUCUUUUACUUCUCUACACAAAGAAAUUUGACCCUGAAGUUGGUCCAGUGGAGCUUCUGGGCUCCGGCUGCCAUCUCCACAGCACACAGACCUAAAUGCGAGGUGCUCCCAUUUUCAAAACUGGAUCCUUUCUUCCUCACAGGAAGACUCAAUAAGUACAAAUGCACAGGUUGUCUUCUGCAGAUUAGCAGACAGGAAGGCUGUUGCCGUUUGUACCAGUGACCAUGACAACCAUAUGUUGAGUGAUUUGUGGAGAGUCUGGAGUGGAACGCCAUCUUCACUGCAGCAUGUGACCAGGAGCAGCAGCCAGACCGAGCUGGGGAUCCAGUUUAUUGAAAUAAAGACACUUUACCCGCUAG